CAUCAGUGGCACAGGCAGAAUGAGAGAGAGCAGGGAGAGGAAUUAUGUGGAGGAGGACUUUAUUAAAAAGUGAGAGAGAGCAGCUGAAAGAGGAGGGCAGAGAGAGAGAGAGAGAUGCUGUUGCCACGGAAGAGUGUGGAUAAAGAAUCAUCCAUCUUUAACAGCUUGUGAGGGAUAAACGUAUAUGAAAACCUAGGGACGUAGGCACGAAUAAAUGCACAUAGAAGACAAAACCAACCAGAUCAUACUACCACAGGCUGUGGAUUAUAACUCCAGUCGAUCAGAUUCACACAGACAAAAGACGAAGAAGAGAGAGAGAGAGAAGAAGAAUAUGUGGGAAUCAGGCAGGUGAGAUUACAUUUUCACACAGCAUCCACAGCCAUGAUGUCAUCACAGCGAGAUUAGACAGCCUGCCUGGGCGUUACAGCUGAGGACGGUGUGUGUGUGUGUGUGUGUGUUCUAGCGUAUGUGAACUCUGAAGAAGAUGGAGAGGAGAUCCAGCUAUGAAUGAAGGGCCACGGAUGGAUCAUCACAACACAACCUGGGUUACAUGGAGAGUAAUGUUUAUUCCCACCACAACUGGACAAGAUGAGAAACUGUUGUUUUAGGAGUAGGGAGCUCUGAUGAACAGAAUAGAACAGAGGUGUAUAUUUCUACCAUAUACUGUAGUUCUUACCCACCCACUCUCACCAGGGAGCACCACAUCUGGUCCACAGCAGGCCAUUCUCUGCCUGCAGCAGUCCCAAACUGGAGCUGAGGUGAACAGGGUUGGAGCGGUGUCACCCAGGGCUGGAGUCUGGACCAGAUUCUCUGGUUGGCACACAUUGCAUGCUACACCUGACCUCACCUGGUCUCAUUGCCUAGCAUUACCUGUGGAUUGUCCUGGGCUUCCCUGACUACAGGGAGGAGGAAGAGGAAGUCACUGCCUUACAGAAGAAGAACAACAGAGACAUUCAGAGUCAGCUACAGGAGACAGAGAACUUCCUGUUGAAUUGACUCUAGGGCCCAGGCUGGUCCUGCUCCCUGAUUGGAGGAUGGGAACGGCAGAGGUCAUGUCAGAGGUCACGGCACGCAUGGACAGCAUGGAGGUCAAGGAUGAGUGGCAGGACGAAGACUUCCCCAGGCCUCUACCAGAAGAUGGAGACAUGGAGGACAGGGGGCUCACUGACAACACGACAACUCCCCCUAACACCCUGAACGUUGGAGUUUGGGGUGAGUCGUCGGCCCUGCGUAAGCGCCGUACGCUGGUAGCUCCGGACAUGAACAUGUCAUUGGACCAGAGCGAGGGUUCCGUCCUGUCAGAUGACUUCUUAGGUAACCCUGACGACCUGGAUGUCAACGUGGACGACAUGGACACGCCCGACGACAACGACUCCUUGGAGUUUAUCACCAACGGCAACGACCUGGAGUGGGAAGACGACACUCCUAUAGUGAGUUCCAAGGGUCUGCCUGGAGGCCAGACAGAGGAGGAGGAGGAGGCAGGCAGACUGUGGAGGACAGUGAUCAUAGGAGACCAGGAACAGAGGAUAGACAUGGCUGUCAUCAGACCAUACCUGAGGGUGGUCACACAUGGAGGUUACUACGGUGAGGGUCUGAAUGCCAUCAUAGUGUUUGCGGCGUGUUACCUGCCAGAGAGCAGCUGUGAGGACUACACUUUCAUCAUGGAGAACCUCUUCCUCUAUGUGAUCAGUAGCCUGGAGUUGUUAGUGGCUGAGGACUACAUGAUUAUCUAUCUGAACGGAGCUACGCCUCGCAGGAGGAUGCCUGGUAUCAGCUGGCUAAAGAGGUGCUACCACACCAUCAACAGGAGGUUGAAGAAGAAUCUGAAGUGGCUGGUCAUUGCUCACCCAUCCUGGUUCAUCCGUACAAUCCUGGCCAUCUCCAGACCCUUCAUCAGUGUGAAGUUCCUGGAUAAGAUCCGCUAUGUUCACACAUUGGAUGAGUUGAGCAAGCUGAUUCCUAUGGACCACAUACAGAUCCCAGAAUGUGUCCUGCAAUAUGAUGACCAGAAGAUGAUAGCACAAAAAGAAAGGCAGGAGAUGGAGCAUACCAAGUCUGCACCCCCCACGGAAAGGUAAAACAAGAAUCCACAACCCUGCUGAGGAUUCAUGAGGAUACUGUCUAUCAAUAUAGGGUAAAAGACUUCUUGGCUGAAGAUAAAGGACUGAUGGAGAAAUGAUUACGACUGGUGUGUGGGUGAAGAGGGCUCCUGACAUUACAUCAACAUCAUCCUACCUUGUCUUACUUUCCACAAGGCAGAUACCCUGGUCUGUCUGUCCCAUGGAAUAAACCUACCCUGGCACAUAGCCUGACCUCUUUCCGAUUGGAAUAAACCUACCCUGGCACAUACCCUGACCUCUUUCCAAUUGGAAUAAACCUACCCUGGCACAUAGCCUGACCUCUUUCCGAU
Messenger RNA from Oncorhynchus tshawytscha (Chinook salmon), 2410 nucleotides. RefSeq names its product caytaxin. The transcript is spliced from 12 exons. Gene Ontology annotation, biological process: apoptotic process. NCBI's taxonomy places the organism in Eukaryota, Metazoa, Chordata, Actinopteri, Salmoniformes, Salmonidae. The record is from RefSeq and is a predicted model, not a curated record. Gene Ontology annotation, cellular component: cytoplasm. Bases 1035 to 2078 code for a protein of 347 amino acids.